Molecule: messenger RNA, 3779 nt
Organism: Onychostoma macrolepis
Lineage: Eukaryota; Metazoa; Chordata; Actinopteri; Cypriniformes; Cyprinidae
Gene: suds3
Product: SDS3 homolog, SIN3A corepressor complex component
Exons: 12
Coding region: 122-1108 (328 amino acids)
Biological process (GO): negative regulation of transcription by RNA polymerase II
Cellular component (GO): Sin3-type complex
Molecular function (GO): histone deacetylase binding
Source: RefSeq, a predicted model, not a curated record
CAAUCAGAUUCCUCGGCCUAUCCUCCAUUGAAAAAAAGAGGCUCGACUCGAGACUGAAAGCGUUGUCUGUGCAGUGUGAUUGUUUACACAUAGGCCUAUCAUCAAUUUUUGAAUAUAAUAAAUGGCCUCGACUUUACUGUCACCUAUGGUGGAUUAUUAUAACGACGAAGAAGAGCUAGACAGUGUGGAAGAAGAUGAAGAUCGCAGUUUCAGAGGCAGAGACUCGGAAGAAGACACAGAAGAUGCCAGUGAAACAGAUCUGGCCAAGCACGAUGAGAACGAUUACGUUGAAAUCAAAGAACAGAUGUAUCAAGACAAACUGGCAUCCCUGAAAAGACAGCUACAGCAACUGCAAGAAGGUGAAUGCACACUGCAGGAGUACCAGAAGAGAAUGAAGAAGCUUGAUCAGCAGUAUAAAGAGAGACUUCGUAACGCUGAUCUCUUUCUACAACUUGAGACAGAGCAGGUGGAGAGGAACUACAUCAAAGAGAAAAAAGCAGCGGUGAAAGAAUUUGACGAUAAGAAGGUGGAACUGAAGGAAAAUCUUAUUGCAGAGCUGGAGGAGAAGAAGAAGAUGAUCGAGAAUGAGAAAUUAACUAUGGAGCUGACAGGAGAUUCCAUGGAGAUGAAACCUAUUAUGACCCGGAAGCUCCGGAGACGACCCAAUGACCCUGUGCCCAUUCCAGACAAGCGGAGAAAGCCUCCACCUGCUCAGUUAAACUAUUUACUCAGUGAUGAACAGAUCAUGGAGGAUCUAAGAACAUUAAACAAGCUUAAAUCUCCGAAAAGACCAGGUACGGACGUUUUGUCUUUUAGAGCGUCCCCGUCGUCUCCUGAGCACCUCCCAUCGACUCCGGUGGACACCCCGUCCCAGCGUUACGAGGCACGGAUAGAGGAGGGCAAACUCUACUAUGAUAAGAGAUGGUACCAUAAAAGUCAAGCAAUCUAUCUGGAGUCCAAGGAGAACACCAAGAUCAGCUGUGUCAUCAGCUCUGUGGGGACCAAUGAGAUCUGGGUGAGAAAGACAAGUGACAGUACGAAGAUGAGGAUCUAUUUAGGGCAGCUGCAACGUGGGGCCUUCAUCAUUCGACGCCGAUCAGCAGCAUAGACGUCCUGUGUGUGUGUGUGUGUGUGUGUGUGUGUGUGUGUGUGUGUGUGUGUGUAUGUGUGUUUUUCAUUUUUUUAAACAAACAUUUUAAUGCUCUUCCUGUUUUACAAAGUCAGCUACUACAUGUUUAAGCAUGAUAUUUCCUCCUGUUUCUCAUCUUAUUUUUCUAUCACUCUCACGUGUAUGGUUAUAGAUAUUACCAAAGUAUAUCAUGAAAUGUCUCUUUGUUUUUGCCUUUUUCUUCUCUAUGAACUUUGCAUUGUAUGUGUAAUGCAGUCUCAAUGCCUGAAGUAAGGCUCCGCGCUUUACUGUUUGAUUUCAAAGAGCUCUCUACGAUGAAGUGAGUAGAUGACAAUACUCUUUGGGAUUGUAUUCUAUUACCAGUGAGGCAUUUACAAAUGUUAUUUAGUUGUUUUUUUGUUUUUUUCUUUGAUAUGUAAUGCCAUAACCUAUUCUCUCAAUGCAUUUGAAAGUGUACAGGAUUUCAAAUUACUUUGCUAGUUUUAAUUUUGUAUUCAGGUGAAUAUUAAAUAAAUUUGGCUCAAACAGUACAAAACAACAUUUAGUUCUUCAGAAUUGUUUUUGGAUUUUCUCCACAUUAACAGUGCUGUAAGUUGACCUUGUUUUUAAUGCCCUUCUACUUGCAUGUGUUAAUGAGAAGCAUUCAUUUACAUUUAUGUUCCUGGCAGAAGCUUUUUUUUUUUUUUCUUCAAACAAACAACUUGCAAGCAAAUAUUGGCAGGUUGCUUAGAAGUUUGUAGUGCCUUGGUAUACUAACCUUAGAUCUCACGAUUUUUAUUGUUUUUGGAAUGCAUUUUGUGUUUAUAUUCUAAAGCACUAGUUUACCAAAAAAUGAAAAUUCCAAAAUUAAGACACUUUUAACUUCAAAUGAGUCCUCUCUAUAAUAUUGCUAUCUACAGUGAAAAGGUCAUCUGGUCUGAAUCAGGACAGAAAUAUGCACAGAAAACAGUCCAAAUGGUUCUGAACAAAUAUGUUGGUGGAUUUUGAUGAGAGAGGAUAUCAGUGUUGUUAUGGAUUAUGGACUCGUAUUUUAGCUGGAAGUGAUGGUUUAAAGUUAAAACGCCUUAAUGAUAGGUUUGUUUCUUACAAACCAAUUCACUGCAGAAGAUCUAUUGGUGAGCAAGUCAUUUAAAGGUAAUUUGAAGAAACAAACUCAUUUAAAUCUAGGAUGGCAUGAGUAAAAUUUGUAACUAAAAAUUUGAGGUAAUUUCUCAUUUGCAUAGUUGAAAAUGUCUAAAUUUUGUUGCAUGCACAACUGUUCCUUCAAAUUGCCAUUUUUUCAUGAUAAUAAAUGACAUCAGGUCACUUUAUUGACAAAGCAAGUCACAGAAAGAUUACUAAGAUUAUAACAGGUAGCGAAGAUGCUUCACUUAGGUAUGAAAAAUCUAAAAUUUUGAAAAUACAAAAGUUCAGGUUGUACAGUAUAGGAAUGAUAUUUAGAUGUAGAUGAGGUUGUUUCUUCAUCAGAACAGAUUUGGAGAAAUUUUGCAUUGCAUCAUUUGCUCAUCAAUGAAUCUUCUGCAGUGAAUGGGUUCUGCUCAUCCAUCUUCUAGACGUUUGUAUCUUCAAACCAUCGAUUCUAGUUAAAAUAUGAGUCCUCUAUCCAUAAUAUUCCUUUCUCCAGUGGAAAGAGUCAUCCUAUCUGAAUCAGGAGAGAAAUACGCACAGAUCAAGCACGAAGUAAAAACUGUCCAGAACCAUUCCAAACACACAUGUUGGUGGAUGUUGAUGAGUAGACAACAGGAGAUGGACUUCUUCACUGGAUGAAGCGUUAUUAUGGAUUAUGGUCUGAUAAUUUGGCCAGUUUCAAGUUAGAACACCUUAAUGAUGAAUUUGUUACUUAUAAACACACAGCUUCACUUAGAUUUCAAAGAAAUGCAUAAAAAUUGUUAAAUGAAAGCCUUUUUGUGAAAUCACUCUGCUCUGUCUGUUCUUGUAACUGUUUGUUACCUUAUUUUGGAUGUCCUGUCAUUUUCCUGUCACACUGAUUUCUUUCUUUCAUUUCCUCUAUAAAUGACAGGACAUUCUUUUAGUGUCUAGUUCAAAAUUCAAUUCCUCCCCAAAACACAAACUUUUUAUUUUUUAUUCUGCAUUCUGAAAAACUGAAUGUCUUUUUCAUCUUUUCUGCCAGCAUGUCCAUUUUAAAGUAUUUUUCUUUUUCAGGAAAUAGUCCUUGGUGUCAAAUCAGUUCUUGAUGUUUCUAAAACAUCUUGCGUUGUUUCCUGACAGAAAUGUUCUCCCUUGACAUUGUGUUGCUUGUGGUUAAAUUGUACUUGUUUAGCAGCAUUCAAGUAAAUUCGUAUCACCUUUGUUGUUGUAACAUGCAAAUCAGCAGCGAUAUGGUUUAUGUAGGAAUUCUUGAUCUAAUUCAUGACAUGAAAUCCCAUUCAUUUUCUUUUUCAUCAAAGAUUUUGAACCUUAACAGGCCUGGAAAGACAGACCUGCUGUGAGCUACAAUAAUAUUAAUCAAUGGUAUAGGUUUUGUUAAAGCCAUCUGCAUUGUUUACAUUUUUCUUUUUUAACUGUGACAUUUCUGGUGAAAAGCUACAUUACCCAUGAUUCUUCAAAGUAAUCUCCACCAAUCAGAAAUACUAGUUAAAUACUUCUUGGGAUUGUGGUUCUUUCCUCCAUUAAAGUCGUUAAUACCUUC